AUGGACCUGGAUGAUGCAUCGGCUGCAUUGGCAAUGCAAUAUCAGAAUGGAGGUUUUACUGACAAAGCCGUGAUAGUUGUGGAGGAGCAGCCGUCAGGCAAGAUCACCUUCAAGAUAAUAGAGAAUUCGAGCACUCACUCGAUGGCUCGACGGAUCCAAUACACUAUCGAUCAUGGUGCUUUCACUCUGCGGCAGUACAAUCGCUCCACCCCAAAACCCCAGACCCUACAUUUCGUGCCAGCGAGACAGCUUAUAGAGGCCCAGCCACAGCAACCCGAAUGA
Messenger RNA from Fusarium poae, 282 nucleotides. RefSeq lists its product as uncharacterized. NCBI's taxonomy places the organism in Eukaryota, Fungi, Ascomycota, Sordariomycetes, Hypocreales, Nectriaceae. Bases 1 to 282 code for a protein of 93 amino acids. The record is from RefSeq and is a predicted model, not a curated record. The transcript has 3 exons.